UUCAAAAUGUCAGCAAAAAAAGAGAGUAUCGACAGCGGACACAGCCAUACUCAGUGGCACAUAUUUACGAAUUUGCAAUAUGUUAGUUAGUUGGCUAAAUAAUUAGUUAAACGUUUCUAGAGCCCACUGAAGCACCAAAAUGUCUGGAGCCCUUGCGAGGCUGCUAUUUUACCCUACUUUAGCGUACAAUGUUGUUAUGGAGAAAGUGUCGUCCAGACGGUGGUUUGACCGUGUGGACCAAACUGUCAUUCUAGGAGCAUUGCCGUUUAAAUCAAUGACAGACGAGUUGGUGCAGGGAGAACAUGUGAGAGGGGUGAUUACUAUGAACGAGGAAUAUGAAACAAAAUAUUUCUGCAACUCUGCUGAGGAGUGGCAGGCUGUGGGGGUGGAGCAGCUGUGUCUCCGUACAGUGGACCUGACGGGGGUGCCCAGCCUGGAGAAGCUGCACAGGGGGGUGCAGUUCGCCCUGCAGGUGAAGGAGCAGGGUGCCAGCGUCUACAUCCACUGCAAGGCCGGACGCUGCCGCAGUGCCACCAUGGUCGCAGCCUACCUCAUCAAGUUACACUGCUGGAGUCCAGAGGAGGCGUGCCAAACGCUGAGGUCCAUUCGCCCUCAUGUGCUCGUGCGUAAAGCGCAGAUGGAGUUGCUGCGCACUUAUUACCAGCAGGUCUGCAGCAGCCAGUCCACACAGAACCAGCAAUGACACUCAUCACCCAACACAAAUCUGACCCACAAAGGGGUUUUCUUUUACAAUGCAACAUGUGUGUCCUGGAUGCAGUACGAGGAAAUGGAGUGAGUGCAUCUGCACCAAUCUGAAGGCUGGGAGGUGAAAGGUGAAAUGAUGCAGGAAGUGAUAACGUAUUGACCGCCUACGUGGAGUGUCCAACUUUAAAGGAGCACUGUCACACUCGUUUCAGUUCAGAUUAUUUGCGUGAAAUUAUUAAUGUAUCAAAUGCUUUAAUUUAAUUUAAUUAAAUGCUCAAAUUAUGUGUGCCGGCCUUUUAAAAAUCGCCGUCAGUAUAGCCUUUUCCUAAAUAUGGGGCAAAACUUAUAAGGGCAAACUUGGCUUGAAUCUCCAGCCUGUGUUACCCAGAAGGUAAGGGGCGCUCAAACUCCGCCCUCGAACGCAGAGACUGGUUUAUGGAUGGCCACCCAUCCCGGCGGUCACAUCACACUCCCUGAAAUUACGGUAACGUUAGCAUACAAAUAUCACGGAAACCUACCUUGGCUAGCCUGAGCGAUAUGACGGACAGCACAGCUUUGAUUUUGUCGAGUUAGAGGGCAAGCUUUUCGAUUUUGAUGAAGAACUGCAACCUUACUGUUUUGAACCGGAAAUUACAGAGGAGGAAUUGCGUGAGCGAGAGACAGACGGUGGAGGUUUGCAUCACUGACAAUAAUAACUGCAUCCUGCAGUACUUACCGACUUGUUCUGCAGCAAUAGGAGGAUUAAUUAAAAGAAGUAUCUACAACCACGAUUUUGAUACCGCUUGUUAGCUAGAUAUUUACUCACUUGUCACUUAGUUGCCCUCCUGGACCCUUCCAAUUAAUUUUUUUGUUGUUAAGUACUGCAGGGUGUAGCCAGGGUUUGAAGUUAUUAUUGCCAGCGAUGCAAACUCAGUUUUCGGUUGUCCAUGUUCCUCCACUGUCUGUCUCUCUUGCACACUCAAUUCUUCUUCUGUAAAUUCCGGUCAAAAACUAAAAGAGGAAGCAAAGUCAGAGCUGUCUGUCAUGUUGCUCAAGCUAGCCAAGUCAGGUUCCAUGAUAUCUGCAUGUUAAUCCAAAUAAAAAAGUGACCUUUAAUACUCCACUGUAUAUUCCAAAAGAAAAUGGUGUGUGUGUGUGUGAGAGUGUGUGUGUGUGUGUGUGUGUCAGUGUGUCAAAGUGAGCCAACAAUAGUGAAGUCCACUGAAAACUGGUACAUACAGUAGCUUUUCAUUUGUUUAAAAAUACCUAAUACCUUGUAAUUAUUGCUAGAACUCAUUACUAAUUGGUAUUUCUCCAUUACAUUAUUCCAGCAUAUUCUGGUGUAUGAUUAAAAUUUUAUAAAUCAC
Messenger RNA from Conger conger (European conger), 2051 nucleotides. RefSeq names its product protein tyrosine phosphatase mitochondrial 1 (gene ptpmt1). Bases 140 to 703 code for a protein of 187 amino acids. Gene Ontology annotation, biological process: protein dephosphorylation. Gene Ontology annotation, molecular function: phosphatidylglycerophosphatase activity; protein tyrosine/serine/threonine phosphatase activity; phosphatidylinositol-4,5-bisphosphate 5-phosphatase activity. The transcript is spliced from 4 exons. Lineage: Eukaryota; Metazoa; Chordata; Actinopteri; Anguilliformes; Congridae. The record is from RefSeq and is a predicted model, not a curated record.